AUGCAGCGACGAAGAGCCACACGCACGCACACACACAGAGAGAGAGAGAGACAAAGAGACGAAGACGCAGAGAGAGAGGAGAGAGCGAAAGCAGAUGGAGAAGAGAGAAAAGCGAAAAAAGAGGAGAAAAAGGCAGCUAGGGCCGAAUCGGUUUCGCAAUACGCAGACAAUACGGCCCAGCGCAGACGCGGCGAUCUCAUUCGCGGGGGGAAACAGGCGGCGGGCGGGGCUUGGAGACCCGGCGGUGCGCGGUGGGCCGGCGUGGGCCAGUCACAGCCCGCCGCCUGGGCCGGGGAUGCGGGAAGGGACGAGAGCUUCCACGCCGGCUGCGGGCCUGUCAUACGGCUCCGUUACAGCUGCGUUUUAACCCGCCCUGCUGCUGCUGCUGCUGCUUGUUGCCCUGCCCUCUCUGCCCGCUGCCCUUAG
Molecule: messenger RNA, 426 nt
Organism: Coccidioides immitis RS
Lineage: Eukaryota; Fungi; Ascomycota; Eurotiomycetes; Onygenales; Onygenaceae
Exons: 1
Coding region: 1-426 (141 amino acids)
Source: RefSeq, a predicted model, not a curated record